Mucor velutinosus is the source of this 2343-nucleotide messenger RNA. RefSeq lists its product as uncharacterized. The transcript is spliced from 4 exons. Bases 1 to 2343 code for a protein of 780 amino acids. The record is from RefSeq and is a predicted model, not a curated record. Lineage: Eukaryota; Fungi; Mucoromycota; Mucoromycetes; Mucorales; Mucoraceae.
AUGGACACUCAGCAAAGAGACGAUAACGAAGACGGCUUGUUCUACAGACUUCAAAAGGAAAAUGCAUUACUACCGCCACAGGAUUCCACAGCAUUCAUAUUGGCACAGAUUGAAAGGCAAAACAUUCUUUUAGAAAAAGACCCAAAGUCCAUCUACAUUCAAUCCAAUGAACUUAUAGCCCAUUUUUCCACUGUUCAAAAACUAGUCAAAGUAGCGCACGAUGACCAUCCAUGUGGGUCUGAAGAAGAAGAAAUUGACUGGGGAUUCUGGGAAGCUGUCAUUCAAGAUUCAGAUCAGGUUGCACUGCGACUACCUCACUUGCUGUCACUCAAGCUAAGAUCUGGUAUCCCAGCACGAGUGCGAGGACUCAUGUGGCAAGCCAUGUCGAAAUCUGCUUCAUUGCACCUGGAAACAGUCUACGAACAGCUAUGUAAAGAGAAAUCACCGCAUGAAAGGAUCAUUCAAAGAGAUCUGGCAAGGACGUUUCCACGCAUUGACUUGUUCAAGCAAGAGAAUGGCCAAGGACAGAGUAGAAUGAAGCGCAUUCUGGAAUCGUAUAGUUUGUAUGAUCCUGAUGUGGGUUAUUGUCAAGGAUUAGCUUUUUUGGUGGGGCCGCUCUUGAUGAAUAUACCUGAAACUCAAUCCUUUUGUGUGUUUGUCAGGCUGAUGGAGACAUAUGAGAUGAGGUCCAUGUUCACUCUCAACAUGGAAGGACUGCAACUUCGCUUAUUCCAGUUCUCCAGCUUGCUGCAUGACAUUGUGCCCAAACUAGCGCACUAUUUAGACUCGCACGCUAUUCACCCCGCCAUGUAUGCCUCUCAAUGGUUCUUGACAUUGUUUGCUUAUGCAUUUCCUAUCCCGCUUAUCGAACGUAUCUACGACAUUGUUUUUGCAGAGGGUGCAGCAGAAACUAUCAUGCGUGUAGCCAUUGCUAUGCUGAAGCGAUCGGAGGAUGCGCUGCUGUAUCAAGUCAAUUCUGAAUUUGAAGAUGUACUGGACUUUAUCACAUCGAAAAAGUUGUGUGAUCCCUACACAGACAAUUACGGCCAUGUGAUACGAGAUGCCAUGGCCUUAUCUGACAUGAUUACUAGAGCCAAGAUGGACUCGCUUGCUACCAAGUACAACAUGAUGUCUGACGAAGAAAAACUGCAAUUACAGCAGGCACCACAAGCCGUGAUGACUACUACACAUAGCAACAAGGUUGGGUUCUGGAAGAGAAGAAGACAACAACAACGCAGUGCAACAUGCAAGAAACCGGAUAUUCAGAGAUCAACAAGUGCAGCUGGUGCCAGUACUAGUAGCACAGUCAUGUCAACCACGAGUGCAAACAAACCACCUGUGCUCAAAAAGAGAUGGUCUUCUGUUUCGUCGCCUGGAGACUGGAAUUACAACAAACCACCCGUUGUACCUUUCACAGCAACACCCCCACCUCCAUCAUCAUCAUCUAAAACAACUACAGCACAUGUGAUGGCUACAGAGUUGCACAAUUUAAAAGCAAUUCACAUUAAAACACUAGCUAAGCUGGACGAAAUUGAGCAUGACAAACAGGAUUUAGAAUGUGAAAGAGAUGCUCUGAAAUUAACGAUUAUACAACUUGAGCGAUGUCGAGAACAGCAACAACAGCAACAACAGCAGCAAAAAAAGGCCAAUGAGGAGAGCUCUGUCAUGCUGCCAACUGCUACUUCCUAUAUGUCGAGCACACGAUCCAGUCGAAAAAACUCUACUGCCUCUACAGCGUACUCAGAGGACGACGACAAUGCCAUGACGCCUGCUACAAGUCUCACCUUCUAUUAUCAUCACAACCCUCACCAACACGAUAAAGAGUUGAUCCAUGUCAAAGUGAAGAAUUUUGAAUUGGAACAGCAGUGCGCGAAACUAAAUCACGAAUUGGAAAUGGCUCAGAGUAAAUUCGACAUGGUAAAUGAAGGACAAAUGGCUCUGAUUGAGUCAUUGGUGUCGCUCAAGGUAGAAUUGGAAGAGCUCAAGCAAGAAAAUGUGCAACUCAAGAAGAAUGCCACCAUAAAAGAUUUAGCACUAGUCAAGAAGAGGCCAGCAGCUAUUAGACGGCAUAGUACAGUAGGUGUUGUGUCUAAAGAUGUGGAUGGCAUGGUUCUGCAAGAUUUCAAAUCGCCUGUAAAACCGGCACUACCUGAGGCUGUAUUAGCUUCAACCGCUGCACUCUCAACCACUACAUCUUUAGCCAGUACAGCUUCGAUCACGAAAAAACCCGCGAAAAAGAAAUCAUCUGCCACCUCAAUUUAUGGACGCAUGUUAUAUGCAUUUUCGAAACAAGCAUAUCCCAGUCAAGCUGUUGAACAUACCACUACUACCACUUUUACAUAG